UUUAUUUCAAUUUUUAAUAUUAUUUUUGUAUGUGUUUAUUUGCUUAUUAUGGAGCGGACACUUGAUUACAACAAAUGUAAUUAUACAAAUAUAUUUCUAUGGAAAUGAUAAGGGUUUAUAUGCACUGGGGACUUCAUCCAGUGCAACAAGAGUCCCCCUCCCUAAUGCUAUUCUAUUGGCUGAGAUGCUCAGGAUUGGUCAGACAAUGAUCAGCUGGUGCGUUUCCCUACUCGCUCACAUUGGCACCUCGCCACCCCCCUUCGGCUAAAACCAAACCUCACAUAAAGUAAUGGCAAAACACACUUGGACUAUAAAACGCAACAAAUCAUAACACUCGCACAAUAACAGUGGCCACCCAAUGAGUUCCUACUUCGUCAACUCAACUUUUCCCGUGUCUCUUGGCGGGGGACAGGAUUCUUUUCUCAACCAGUUACCGUUAUAUUCUCCUGGAUAUACCGACACUUUGAGACACUAUCCAGGCGCAACGUUCGGAGCGAGCAAUGUCCAGGAAAAGGUGUAUUCCAACUCAUACUACCAGCAAGCUACCGGAGUGUUUGGGAGAAGCGGUUCAGGCGCUGCUUGCGAUUACGCUGCUUCCAGCAUAUACAGAGAGAGCGAGCGCUCAUCAUGUCCUCUCGGAGGCUUGGAAGAGUCGCUGGCUCUCACACAGGGGCAUAGCAAGACGGAGGUCUCGGAGCACACUUCAGACAAUUACUCCUAUAGCGAAUCCAAGCCCUGUGCCCCUGUUUACCCGUGGAUGCAGAGGAUGAACUCUUGUAGCGGCAUUCCUGGAACCACUGGCCGCAGGGGUCGUCAGACGUACACUCGAUUUCAGACACUUGAAUUGGAAAAAGAGUUCCAUUUUAAUAGAUAUUUGACCAGAAGGCGCAGGAUUGAAAUCUCGCAUGCUCUGUGUCUAACAGAGCGACAGAUAAAGAUCUGGUUCCAGAAUCGGAGAAUGAAGUGGAAGAAGGAGAAUAAAGUGAUGAACUCUGAAAAGACCAGCGAAGAGGAGGAUGGUGGAAAGACGGGAUAGACGAUUUCGAUAUGCACUGUGUUGUAAAUAAUAAACAGGUCCAAUAUUUUUACCCACAGUACAUAGGCUAUUGUAUUUUCAUGUAGAUGUACGAAUGUACCCAAACAAAACGGUUAUCUAUUUAAUGCUUUUUAAAUGGCAAAAGCUAGAAACCCUCUCAGGGUUGUAAAACAUGCAUCUUUCUCGUUUCUGUAAUGUUCACCCCGUUGUGUACUGUUUUCCGCCAUUAGACAAUUUGUUUAUUACUUGGCAUAAAAUAAAUGGCUGAAUUUUGCACUCUUUUUUUCACAACCUAGAACAGGCUUAUAGUGAAGGCUAAGGGUGACUGCUGACAUGUUGGACAUUCGUAUGUUUAAACGUUUUCGUGUGUAAUUUAUUUUGUUUGUUACGUUUGUGUAUGUGGAUGCACUGAUCUUUGUUAGCAAUGCCAGUUUGCCAAUAAAAUAUGUUCAACCACGACUUUUGUACUCGCUUGUUCGUGCUAAAAUGUCAAAAAGCAAUACUAUUAUGUAGGAUAACACAAGAUGUUUACAAAUGUCAGAUGUAUAGUAGAGAAAAGGCAAAUCUCGACCGCAGACUAGACGCGAGAGCGUCACUUCACACAAUGGUAGAAUUGCAUUAAACUUAGACCAACUAUAUAUAUUUAUUUAAUUGUGUUUUUAGCGCAUUUCAUUAUUUUUAAAUGAUUUGGAACACAUGAAAUACGUGAGGACAAUAUUGAGAGGCCACGGUUGUCACGGUUGUCAAAACAUUCUCUUUCUAAAUACCACAUUUAUAAAAAAAAAGCACGACCAGAUUCUUACUGAUAAAGAAAAAUGUAAAAAAAAAAAUAAAAUAAA
This is a messenger RNA of Silurus meridionalis, 1875 nucleotides long. It is a transcript of the gene hoxb6b, whose product is annotated as homeobox B6b. Lineage: Eukaryota; Metazoa; Chordata; Actinopteri; Siluriformes; Siluridae. Gene Ontology annotation, biological process: regulation of transcription by RNA polymerase II; anterior/posterior pattern specification. Bases 359 to 1036 code for a protein of 225 amino acids. Gene Ontology annotation, molecular function: RNA polymerase II cis-regulatory region sequence-specific DNA binding; DNA-binding transcription factor activity, RNA polymerase II-specific. The record is from RefSeq and is a predicted model, not a curated record. The transcript has 2 exons. Gene Ontology annotation, cellular component: nucleus.